Molecule: messenger RNA, 1357 nt
Organism: Trichoplusia ni (cabbage looper)
Lineage: Eukaryota; Metazoa; Arthropoda; Insecta; Lepidoptera; Noctuidae
Product: broad-complex core protein isoforms 1/2/3/4/5-like
Exons: 2
Coding region: 179-1126 (315 amino acids)
Biological process (GO): regulation of transcription by RNA polymerase II
Cellular component (GO): nucleus
Molecular function (GO): protein binding
Source: RefSeq, a predicted model, not a curated record
UGUCAAUUGUGAAUAUUGACAACCAAUAUGAGUAAAUGAAAGAGAAACGCGGAUAUUUCCCUUAAACACAAGAAAUAUUACCUAAGCCUUAUCUAAUAUUAAAGAUAAUCCCAACAAGUGCUACUUAAAGAUUGAGUGUUGUAAUAUAUAACUGUUAUUUUAGUAUAGUUGGUGAAAGAUGAAUAAUGCACCGCAGUUCUCUUUACGGUGGAAUAAUUACGUAUCUCACGUAACAGAAGCGUUCAAUGUUCUCCGUUUCGAAAACGAUUUAGUGGAUGUCACGCUGUGCUGCGAUGGAGGUAAAAUAAAAGCACAUAAAAUGUUGUUAUCCGCCUGUAGUAGUUACUUCAAGCAAAUAUUCAAAGAGAAUCCAUGUCAACAUCCAGUGAUUAUAUUUAGGAACUUCAAGUUUGAAGACCUCAAUGCGAUCAUCAAUUUUAUGUAUCAUGGAGAGGUGAACAUAUUUCAAGAACAAUUGGAAUCAUUCCUGAUAACUGCUGAGCUUUUAGAGGUAAAGGGUUUGACAGACAAUGUGGAAGAUGAAUCAUCUAAAAGCCAGUUGCGAAUCACGGAUAACACAUCUUUAGAUUUAAGUUCUAAAUCAAGUAGAAUUAUUGAAGAUAUUGUGCCUGUAUUGUCUGACGAACCAAUUAACUUGGCAACCAUGCAAACCUCCAGAGAUGAGUACAUUCCACAGCCUACAGCAGUAAAAAGUAUUCCAGAACAAGAAAAUGGUAACAUUGAAAUGCAACCGGAAACCUCAAAGUCUGAUGAAAGUGUAAAGUUGAAAGUAGUACAACCUGCUGGUGAAGAAAUGCAAGUGGAUACACAGUCAACAUCUGCUGAAGAUUUGUCUGAAAAAAAUAAUUCUGAGUCUGAACUGGCCAAGUUCCGCUGUCAACUUUGCCCGAAAGGUUUCAAGCAUCCGACUUCACUGACCCUGCACAAAGAUUCACACGCCGGAAAAACGCAAUGCCCUGUCUGUCACCGAUCAUUCUCACGGUCUUACGACAUGAGAAGUCACUUACAAAGAAUACAUCAAGGAAAACAGCUGACUAUCAAGGAGAUCAGAUAUAAGAACACAAAUGACAAUGUCGCACCCAAGCAGUUUACUCAUCAUAUUUAGUUAAAGCCACAUGGUAACUAAAGUUACCAUUAUUUGUGCACAUAGUGCAAACGCCUAGAACUGUCUAUAUAUAGUACAUUAACUUUAACAGCUAUUGUUAUAUUAAAAUGAAAAAAAUAUUUUUAUUUACUAUUUUUAUUAAGUCACAAAUGAUAUUGCUCAGUGCUAGCUUUGGCUAUUUUUAUACUAGUCUGUAAUAUUACUGUUUUAAUAUUAUAAUUGUUUCCAUUA